Molecule: messenger RNA, 618 nt
Organism: Aureococcus anophagefferens
Lineage: Eukaryota; Pelagophyceae; Pelagomonadales; Pelagomonadaceae
Exons: 1
Coding region: 1-618 (205 amino acids)
Cellular component (GO): nucleus
Molecular function (GO): ATP-dependent activity, acting on DNA; DNA binding
Source: RefSeq, a predicted model, not a curated record
AUGCUCGACGCGCACGGCGUCUCGAGCCUGCGCUUCGACGGCGACGUAAGGGCGGACGAGCGCGGCGCGGUCCUCGACGACUUCCGCGCCGGCGGCGCCGACGUGCUCCUCGCGACGGUCCACAGCGGCGGCACGGGCCUCAACAUCACGCGCGCGACGACGGUCGUCUUCACGGACCGCUGGUUCAACCCCCAGGUCCACGAGCAGGCCGUGGACCGCUGCCACCGCAUCGGCCAGACCAAGCCCGUGGCCGCGGCCUUCUACGACGCGGCGCUGACCAUCGACGACUGCAUGCGCCACGUCAACGACAUCAAGCUCGACAACGCGACUGUGUGCCUCGCGGACGGCACGGGCAUCGGCGUCGCGAACACGGCGAGCAUCUACAAGGACGUCGAGGGCGUCAUCGGCGCGAAGAUGCGCGAGCUCGCCGACGCCCUCGCCGUCGCCCACGGCGGCGCGCCGCCGGCCGCCGCGCCGCCGCCGUCCGGGGCCACGCCGAAGAAGACGAAGCGCCGCGCGGCGAAGGUCGAGGAGCCGAGCGACGACGACGACGACGGGCCGGCGCCCCACCGGGGCGGCCAGCGCCCCGCCAACGACGGCGGCUGCGUCGUCGCGUGA